GCUUAAAGAGAUGGAACGACGACUGAAAGAGGAAGAAACUACGUUUAAUAUACGGCUCAAAGAUAAAGACCAGCAAAUAGAGAACUUGCAGAAACAGUUGACUGAGAAAGAAGAACGAGAGCAAAGUUGGAAAGAAAAAAUAAAGAAAACUGAAACGAGCGAAACAUGGUUUCGUGAUCAGCUUAUUGAAAGAACUCAACGAGUAUCAAACUUUCAAAGAAAGUUGAGUGAAAAGGAGCUGGAGUGCAGAGAGAAAGAAGAACGAGAAGAAAAUUUACGAACACAUCUUGGCGAGUUACAGCAGCAGUUACGGGAAAGGGAAAAUUUGCAGAGACAGGUCACGGAGAUGAAAGACCGAUGGAGGAAUGCUCAACGACAACUUGCAGAGAGAGAAGUGGAAAGUGCUAAUUUAAGGCAACAAGUUGCGAUUCUGGAGGAUAAAUUGGAGUCACAGUUCUGCGACUGGAUUAUCCCUCGAGAUGAGAUUCAAAUAUCGGAUAUCACUCUUGGAGCUGGAGGCUGGGCAGAGGUGUUUGAAGGCAGGUAUUGUGGGUGCUCCGUCGCUGUCAAACAAAUGCACGAAACCAUCGUUUCUCCUCAUAACCAGAGUUUGUUCUGGCGAGAGAUUGACAUCGCCUCAAGAUGCCGCCAUCCUUGCUUACUGCAGUUUAUCGGAGCAACUAAUGACGAGGGAAUUCCCCUCUAUGUCACGGAGCUCAUGGAAACAAGUUUGAGGCAACUGUUAGAGCAGCGACCUCUUUCCAAGGCCGAAAUAUCUGUUAUUGCUCUGGAUGUGGCUCAAGCUUUAAAUUACCUUCACCAAAAGAAACCUUCUCCGAUUAUCCAUCGUGACAUCAGCAGUGGCAAUGUGUUGCUAUGGCGACAAGGAAAUCGAUGGCGAGGGAAAGUUUCUGAUUACGGCGCUGCCAAAUUCAAGGAACAGAAGAUGUCAAUUGGUCCUGGCUGUUUUGCCUACAGCGCUCCCGAAGUAAAUAAAUCUUCGAAUCAGACGGCGAAGAUUGAUGUCUACAGUUUCGGUGUUCUCCUGUGUGAAAUGUGCUCCUUUAAGCAGUUUCCAGACCCACAAAAGCGCCUAGCGCAAGUCAAUAUGGUAAGAGACCAUGGCCUGCGAGAACUCGUGCGACGAUGUCUGAAGACAAAUCCCAGGGAAAGACCAGACAUGACAGAGAUCAUAAGUGAACUGGAGAGGUUGCGUUGAAACCGACAGUUAGGUCAUAGCCUUUUUA
Messenger RNA from Pocillopora damicornis (cauliflower coral), 1247 nucleotides. RefSeq lists its product as uncharacterized. NCBI's taxonomy places the organism in Eukaryota, Metazoa, Cnidaria, Anthozoa, Scleractinia, Pocilloporidae. Gene Ontology annotation, biological process: protein phosphorylation; necroptotic signaling pathway. Gene Ontology annotation, molecular function: ATP binding; protein kinase activity. The record is from RefSeq and is a predicted model, not a curated record.